This is a messenger RNA of Lottia gigantea (owl limpet), 366 nucleotides long. RefSeq lists its product as hypothetical. The coding region runs from base 1 to 366 and encodes 121 amino acids. Lineage: Eukaryota; Metazoa; Mollusca; Gastropoda; Lottiidae. The transcript is spliced from 2 exons. The record is from RefSeq and is a predicted model, not a curated record.
AUGUUCACAGGUGAGAAGAAAUAUCAACUGAACGAAAUAUUUAAUAUGAUCGAAGAUGAAAUAGGCGAAGAUAGUGUAGUGGCGUGUUUUCCAACAGGAGAUAGUUUUGAAAUAACCAUGAUUGAUAAUGAAAGUGCUAAAUAUUUGGUAGAAAAUGGUAUCGAGUCCAAUGGUAAUGGUUUUCCAUGCGUACAUUUUCUAUGGUUUGGUAAAAAACCAUUGAUAAAAUUUAAUACAAUACAGGGGCCCUUUAAUAAGGGUGGGUUAAACAUUCCGGCUAUUAGAUUCAUAAAAGAAGAAUUCCGAUUAUAUUGGUUAGCAUAUACCAGUAGUUCAUUCCAUGGGGAAAGUGCAAACAUUCUCUAA